UGCCGAUCUGCAGUCACUGCCUCUACCACCACCGCCAGGAGAGCUUGAGCUGAGAGGAAGCUACGGUUCUCACUACUCAGACCCAGAACACCCCCUUCCAAUGACCUGUUAAAACAUGGUGGAUUACUAUGAAGUUCUAGGAGUGCAGAGAUAUGCUUCACCUGAGGACAUUAAAAAGGCUUAUCAUAAAGUGGCACUUAAAUGGCACCCUGAUAAAAAUCCAGAAAAUAAAGAAGAAGCUGAGAGAAAAUUCAAAGAAGUAGCUGAGGCAUAUGAAAUAUUAUCAAAUAACGAAAAACGGGACAUUUAUGAUAAAUAUGGCCAGGAAGCAUUAAAUGGUGGAAGCAGAUGUCAUUUUGAUGAUUCUUUUGAGUAUGGCUUCACAUUUUAUAAGCCAGAUGAUGCCUUUAGAAAAAAUUUUGAUGAAAGGGAUCCGUUUUCAUUUCAUUUCUUUGAAGACUCACUUGAGGACCUUUUAAAUAGUCCAAGAAGCUCCUAUGGAAGCAGGGGUACCUUCAGAGAAUAUCCAGUUUUUGAGAGAUUUUCUUCAUAUGAUACAGGAUAUACACCAUAUGGUUCAUUGGGCCAUGAGGGCCUUAAUUCAUUCUCCUCCUUGGCAUUUGAAAAUAGUAGGAUGGGCAACUACAGACCCGUUAAAACUUUGGGUAAGACUGUUAAUGGCAGAAAUACAAAUACACAGAGAAUUAUUGAGGAUGAUCGAGAAAGAGAAGUUGAAGAUGAUGGCAAGCUGAGGUCCUUCCUUAUAAAUGGUGUGGCAGAUGAAGAGCACUUUGCAGAAGAAUGCAGCUGGAGAAGACAGUCAUUUAACAAUUCUUCACCAAAGUCCUACAGCCCCAAACAUGUAACUCAAUAUACUUUUGUGGACAAUGAUGAGCAAGAUAUGGCUUGGGUCACCAGCAACUGGGAUCCCUCUAUUUUCUCAGCAGGAUUCAAAGAAGGUGGUAAGAGGAAAAAAAAGAAGCAUAAAGAGGUGCAGAAGAAGAAGUCAACCAAAAGGAAUCAUUAAACUGACUCUUCAGACAACUAUGUUCAUAUAACAAUUGAACACGACUCUGUGUGUUUUGGUUAA
This is a messenger RNA of Hyaena hyaena (striped hyena), 1090 nucleotides long. RefSeq names its product DnaJ heat shock protein family (Hsp40) member B7 (gene DNAJB7). The coding region runs from base 116 to 1027 and encodes 303 amino acids. The transcript has a single exon. The record is from RefSeq and is a predicted model, not a curated record. Lineage: Eukaryota; Metazoa; Chordata; Mammalia; Carnivora; Hyaenidae. Gene Ontology annotation, cellular component: endoplasmic reticulum membrane; cytosol. Gene Ontology annotation, molecular function: Hsp70 protein binding; ATPase activator activity. Gene Ontology annotation, biological process: positive regulation of proteasomal ubiquitin-dependent protein catabolic process; protein refolding.